This is a messenger RNA of Neoarthrinium moseri, 8979 nucleotides long. RefSeq lists its product as uncharacterized. Gene Ontology annotation, cellular component: endosome membrane; ERMES complex; fungal-type vacuole membrane. Bases 1 to 8979 code for a protein of 2992 amino acids. The transcript is spliced from 5 exons. Lineage: Eukaryota; Fungi; Ascomycota; Sordariomycetes; Amphisphaeriales; Apiosporaceae. The record is from RefSeq and is a predicted model, not a curated record. Gene Ontology annotation, molecular function: metal ion binding; ATP binding; 1-phosphatidylinositol-3-phosphate 5-kinase activity. Gene Ontology annotation, biological process: phosphatidylinositol phosphate biosynthetic process; mitochondrion organization.
AUGUCGGCCAAGAACCCACCUCCACCGCAGCCUUCGCCUGCGACGGUCGCCUCCCCGACCACGGCAAAGUCGCGGCGGGACUCGAGCUCCUCUGCCAUGCCUAUACCGACCCAGGCCGACAGGGAGCACCUUGCCCAGGCCCUCGACAAGAUCCAUACCUCCGCGAACCAGCGCGACAUCCUGACCACCUUCAACGAUCUCUCCCCCCCGCCGGACGCCAGUGCAUCGCCCGAGAACAAGGGGUUCGCCGGCGACUUGGUUCAAAAUGGAUUCAGCGGUCUGUAUUCAAGGUUCAAAGAGGCUGUAGGAGUUUCAGGCAGGGUCCAAGAUGAGAGGGAUGUUGAGACUGCCUCCAAGAGGAGCUCGAGUACCACCGCGACAACUUCCAAAGCCUCCGUCGCGCCAAUAGCCCGUAUUGACACAGGCAUGACUAACAUGACCUUCGCCUCAGCCUCGUCGACGUCAGAUUCUGUAAACGCCGCCAGGCCAUCGUCAGGAGGACUUCCCCCGGACACCGCCUCGCCGCACCCUCAGUCAAGCAAGCCCUCGUCGCUGGCCCCAAGUAACUUGUCUGUACCCUCGACCGCCAAGUCGGCACCUUCGAGUCGUCAAAGCAUCCCGAACAUGACGAAGCCUACAGCUGCUGUAGCCCCUGUCACAGUAAGCGCCUUCAAGGAGACCGCGCGAAGCUCGUCCAGCCGACCGGAUGACGGUUCCAUACGUACCACGGACUCGUGGAAGGGCUCUACGAGAUCACAUGACAACUCGACUGCAGGACCCAGUCUUGAAAUCUCAAGUCCAUACGAUGGUGCAGAGCUGAAGAGCGCCGCUUCCCUCGAGAAGAUAGUGAUUCCGACUCGUGGCCGGCAAGAGGAUGUACUCGGAGCUGACGGAAAUAACGAUAGCCCUGUCAGUCCGGUGAGGAGCACCAGGUCAUCUGCUGCUGCAUCUGCUCAGCUGCACCCCGACGAACAUGGGCUUCUAUCCCCGACUGCCAGGACUGGGACAAGGGAAUCCGCCCGCAGGCCGGCGGUAAUUGACCGCAUUACCGGCCCGCGCAGUCGUGGCUCUCAUUCGAGGUCAUCGUCGGUAUCACAAAGCACCGCCGAACCCAGUAACAUCGUUACCUCCGCUCACCACACCGUUCAUCACAACACCUGGGGUAGAGAUGACCGACCACACCGGCUGAGAUCUGGUGCAUUGCGGAUACCGGGAACCACUACCGACGAGGGAGCUCCCGAAGUUGUGAACGCUACUCUGGAACACAUGCGGAAACAGAUUCUCAGCAAGGACUUCUGGAUGGCUGACGAAACUUGCAAAGAAUGCUUUCAUUGUGGUGCUCCGUUUUCUGCUUUUCGGCGCAAACAUCAUUGUCGGACUUGUGGAUGUAUUUUUGACAGUCGAUGUACUUCUAUUAUCUCUGGCAUGAAGUUUGGUGUCCCUGGCACCCUGCGCGUCUGCAAACCGUGUCUGAACAUCAUCAGUCAACGGCAGGAUGGGAAUGCGUCGGAUGACUCCGCGGAUGAUUCAUAUCUGCCCGCCAUCUUCCGUCCAAAUCAGAAGUCCGUCACGUUGGAUAUCCCAAAACCUGACAAGGAUGAUGCCAGCAUCUCGGAGAGAGCUGAGGAUGUGGAAGACGACAGUCGAUCCUUGACCACCCCAAUGAUGGCUAUCCCAGCCACUCGGCGCAUAGGAGAGUCGUCAAAUCGCAACUCAGCGAUCUUGGAAAUCGAUGCGCCGCAGCUGAGCAGACCCAGUUCCUCUAGGUCUCUCAAGUCCUUGGCGGCGAGGCCGCAGUCCUCCAGUCACCGUCGCCAUCACUCAAAGCACAACUUUUUAAGUAGAUUCAAGCCGUCACCAGCAGCCGAUGACCGAGCACCAUUUCGGCGUUCGGCAAAUGAAGAGGCAGCAAAGAAGUCCGGCCUUCCUGCGUUUCAUGACGACAACGUCAUCGAUCCCGACCUGGCCCCUUUCAUGUCCGACGAAUCUAGUGGCGACGAGCAGCAAAGUAUAUCUCAGAUCUUGUCAAGCGGCGAGCCAACGCCAUCUAGUCUAGAUCACGACAAGACAAACUUUGGCUCUUACCUGGGGGCCGGAAGGAGGAACCGUCUACGGUCGCAGGCUGAGAAGAGUAUCAGUGGCUUCAGCUUCAACGAAAACGGCGGUCCAAUUCUGCAUCCCAGAUCUUCACGAAGACGCAACACGAGUACCGCGAGUGCAAGUGUACACCACCUCCGGUCUCCUCGUCCGAGAAGUGCUCACCUGCGAGGGCCUGCAAACUCGAGUGAAACGAUACCGAACUACGACAGCGUCAUUCUGGGAAACCCGCCCAGAUUGACCCGUAGCUCCUCCAUGAAAGGAGAGAAGGAGCCUAGGGUUGAGUUAAACCCAGCCAGUCUUCUUCACGUUCGAAAGCUUCUUCAACAGCUACUCCAAGAUUCAGACGUGCCGAACGUGACCGCCUGGGAGAAGGCCCUGAUGCCGAUAUUACUCAAAUGUACCACCUCUGUGGAUCCUGAAGUCGAACGAGGUGACGAUAUCGAUAUCCGACAUUAUGUCAAACUCAAGAAGAUUCCAGGAGGAAGACCAGGUGAUACUAGUUAUGUCUCUGGCGUGAUAUUCACAAAGAAGCUUGCGCUGAAGAGCAUGCCUCGCCGUCUAGCAAACCCGCGAGUUGUUAUUGUCUCGUUCCCAAUCGAGUAUCGGCGCCAUCAUCAACACUUUAUGAGCUUGAAGCCUGUCAUCCAUGAAGAAAAGGCAUUCCUCAAGAUGAUCGUCGGCCGCAUUGUCAACCUGAGACCGCAGCUGAUUCUCGCCGAGAAAUCUGUCUCGGGCCUGGCAUUGGAGUUGUUGUCUGAGCAUAACAUUGCUGUCGCGUAUAACGUGAAGCCUUCCGUGCUGUUUGCCGUGUCGCGAUGUCUGGAGACACAAAUCAUCUCCUCGAUAGACAUGUUGAGUCUCCCUGUAGAACGCUUCCGGAUUGGCAAGAGUAUCGGCUUUGAGGUCAAGACUUUCGUGAACGAUGAGAUACCCGGGAGGAAGAAGACAUAUUUAUUCCUCUCGGGUAACCAAGAGCAGCUUGGAUGCACCAUAGCCCUCAGAGGUGCUCCAACUCCCGUGUUGAGGAAGAUCAAGCGGAUCACCGAGUUCAUGAUAUAUGUCACGUACAACCUGAAGCUUGAAUCCCGCUUGAUGCAGGAUUCGUGCUUGCAGCUGCCGACCGCUGAGGAACUUUCCAGCCAGCUUACGGACGAAAGCAAGUUGUCUCUCAACACCAUUAGCACCAGCGUCGACGAAACCCGGCAAAGAACCCUGUCUACCAUGACAUUUGACGACCCUCAACCCUCCCAGAGCACAGGCGAGGAUGCUGACGAGUCAACGCAAACGAGCACAGAUGUGGCGCAAGCAAAUCAACAAAUCAACAGACUCAUUUCGUUACACGAAACGCAUGCUCGAGCCUCGAACGACAGCUUCGUACCAGAAGAUGCUCCAAUGCCGACCUUCUACAGUGACAUGGUCGCCAAGUAUCAAACGAGGAUACUCUCUGCAUCGCCAUUCGUGAAGUUUGCUCAACCUUAUCUCCUGAUGAAAGCCCGAGAGCAAGAAAGACGACUGGUGCAUCUGAAAAAGCUGAGAGAUCAGGAUAUCGUUGAGGAACGGACCGACGGCGACAAGACAAAACCGCAAAAGUUCCAGCUGAUCAAACCUCAGAUGGUCCACCAGACGGGCCAAAAAGCACCUCGCGCCAUAAUGGAAGUUUUGCAUGCUGUUCACGAUGUCGAGUACGAUAAGGCUCUAUACAACUACAGGACGCAGACUCGGCAGUGGGAAGGUCACAUUCAAGCUAAUUUGGCCCUCCUUGAGCCUUAUGCUCACCAGAAUAUUGUUGUUCUCCAUUCCGUCGUCUGCACAGAAACCAAGGUGCCUUGUGUGGAACCGGGCCUUAUCGCUCUACAGUUCUAUGAUGAGCACUCGGAGCACAACGAAACAUUGGACCCCGAUUGUACUCUGGGGCAGUAUGUCGAAGAUAUUUGUUAUAGCGCAGACUCGGAUUGCACGGGCACGUCAUGCGACCGCAAAAUGCAUGAGCACCACAGAACCUACGUUCACGGCGAUGCUCGUAUCACCGUCUUCAUUGAGCAAGAUCCUCGAAGUAUGCCACGCGAAAAUAUCACGAUGUGGAGUUACUGCAAACUUUGCAAACGGGAGACUGCCGAACGAGAAAUGUCCAAAGGUACUUGGAAGUACUCGUUUGGUAAAUACCUAGAGUUGUCCUUCUGGAGUCGGGGUACAAGCUUGGUCAAAGACGAGGAAGGUGGCUGGGACUGUCCACAUGACCAUCAUCGAGAUCAUAUCAGAUAUUUUGGGUUGCAGGACAAGGUUAUGCGCGUUCACUACGAUCCUAUCGAUCUCCUCGAAAUCAUUGUUCCCAGAACGCGCAUUGCCUGGAAGGUUGAGCAUGACUUGAACUUGAAAAAUGAGAUCUUCACAACGUUGCAGGAUCGCUGGACUCGGUUCACAACGUCGGCUAAAACAAGAAUCAAGGCCAUCAAACUGGACAACAUUGCCCCUGAGAAGGCCGAGGCAUGCAAGGCGGAAAUCGAGCGAUUUACGAAGAGAGUGCAGGAUGAACAUGUCCUGGUGAUUCGCAUACUCCAGGAUGCCUACGUCAACUCCAAGUACUAUGAAACUAUACCGAUGAACUUGGCCAUACAAGAAAUGAUGGACCGAGCAGCUGCUUGGGACGCCUCCUUUGCCAAGUUCGAAGCUGACUUCCUCCCGUCCGAAAAGGAUCUUCGGAGACUGACAAUGCUUCAGCUGCGUAAAAUGUUUACAGAUGAAUCAAAGGAAUCAUUGGCAAGCAACGAGUCCUCCAACGAAGCAUCAAGCACCGGCGAAAAGCCGUCUCAAACAGAUACUGAAGGCGAAGUCAAGUCUGACGCACAAGUAUCUGAGCAAGUAUCUGAGAAGAAUGCCUCCCAAGACGCCCCGGCGGUCGAGCCUGCCUCUCAAGACGCCGAGACUCCAGGAGUCCCUGUUGCUCCCGAAGACCCGGCUAUGGACCGGGUCGAGCACUUGGACCUUGCCACACCGACAUCCCAUCAAGGGAUGCUGGCCCCAUUUCAGCCUCAGUCAGUUGAUGCAACCCCAUUGGUGGCGCCUGAAGCAUCGGAUGCAGGGCCGAGCUUGAUGCCUUCCGCGCCUGCUACACCUAUAGCUAGCGGCUCGUUCCCGGCAAACGACAACCAGUCGCAGUCUGUAACGGAACAGGUAGAGCAGCUACGCCGCCGCCAACAGUCGGUCGUCUUGGAAGAGGCAAGGGCUGCUAUCAGUGGUGAGGGCGAACGCCCAAGUCAAACUCCAGAACCAGCGAAAGCCGCGGCUCCGGAGCCCGCGCCGUCCCGUAGGAUGGGACUUCACGUGUCUCCCCCGAUGGUCCGCGCUCUAUCGCAGCCAGCACAUACUAUGCCUACUCUGCCUCGUUCUCAAUCUGCAUUGGGGAAAAAGCUACUCGGCCUGGGCAAGGACAAGGACAAAACGCCUACCACCGAGUACCCCCCUGGAAUGGAGGUCCGCAAAGUCCCGACCACCGAGUCUUUGAAAAGCGACAAGAAGAUUUUCAGCCUCCGAUCGAGAAAUGCGGGCAAGUCUUCGAUCCCCCGCUUUGUUGGGCGUAAGAAGGACUCGAGAGUGUCAACUCUGGCGAAGCACUUCGAACAGCUCAGUCGAGAGUUUGAGAAAGAACGACGGAAAGAUGAGAAGCAACGCGCUGCUAAAAUGUCCCACUCCAGAGCCUUCCUCCAGCGCUCAAAGACCAAGGCAAUUGUUGAGGUGUAUGAAGACCCUGAUGAUGCAGUCCAUGAGCCCGGGCCAAAUGUGGAAGACUCCUUGAUGGACCGGGAGCCUAGUGAUACGAGAACAGGCGAACAGAACGAACACGUCGAAACUCCCAAGCAAGAAGAGACCCAAGCUCCAGCAGACAAUCCCGAGUCACCGGUCGAAGCUGGUCAAGCUCACGAAGAUACUGUCACCGAAGCUGAGACCGAUGAUCAGACCCACAAUAUGAGCCAGAUCGCGACUGAUGACGAGCACGGCGAUAGUGACACAGAGCAUUCGCUUCUAGAGGGAACAUCCCUAGAGGAAAUUGCCGACUCCCUCGAUUCCAACACGGAGAUUCCCCUGGAGCUUCCUAAACAAGACAAGAUGAACUUCAUGAAAGCCCUCACAAACUUCUGGGCUGAAAGAUCAGCAAGUGAGUGGCCAGCUCUCGAAUACCCAAUCAGCGCGACGGAGCAUCUCCUCACUGGAUCCGACAUCGUGGUUCGUGAGGAUGAACCGAGCUCCUUGAUAGCCUUUGCGCUCGAUUGCGAUGAUUACCGAGCCAAGGCGAGGAAAUGGCACGGCCGCAAAAUUCCGGAGCCCGAACAAGGCGGCACUGAUACAGAAGGCGGAGUAGGCUCGGGGAUGGAAGAUGACCAAGAUUGCGUCAGCGAUGCUGCUCUCGAGGCCAGCUUUGUGCGACCCGGCGGUAAGCACCUGAAGUAUCAAUUCAACGAAGGGUCUGCGAAGAUGCUCGUCAAGAUUUUCUACUCUGAACAGUUCGAUGCUCUGCGAAGAAAAUGUGGCGUGGCUCAUCGUAUCGUGGAAUCGCUCUCUCACUGUCUCAAGUUCGACUCCAAGGGCGGAAAAACCAAGUCGGUCUUUUUGAAGACACAGGAUGACCGAUUGAUGAUGAAAUCCUUGUCGCCGAUUGAAACCUCUGCGUUUCUCAAGUUUGCGCCUUCCUACUUUGAGUACAUGGCCGAAUCGCUUUUCCGUGACCUGCCGUCAGUGAUCGCGAAGAUGUUAGGUUUCUUCCAGGUCAUCAUAAAGAAUCCGGUCACGAAUACGGAGAUCAAGCUAGACCUACUCCUUAUGGAGAACUUGUUCUACGAUAGAGCGCCGUCGAGGAUAUUUGACCUCAAGGGGUCAAUGCGAAACAGGAAGAUUCAGUCCACGGGUGAGCAGAACGAGGUUCUACUUGACGAGAACAUGGUUGAGUACAUCUAUGAGUCGCCACUAUUUGCCCGAGAGCACUCAAUCAAGGCGCUGCGCGCAUCCGUCCGAAACGACACCCUCUUCCUGGCCCGCCAGAAUGUCAUGGAUUACUCUCUCAUGAUUGCCGUGGACGAAAACAAAAAAGAGCUUGUUGUUGGCAUCAUCGACUGCAUUCGCACCUACACCUGGGACAAGACUCUAGAGAGCUGGAUCAAGGGGCGCGGGUUUGCUGGAGGCGGUCGCAACAGGCCGACCGUUACUAGUCCAAAGGAGUACAAAUCGCGCUUUAGAGAGGCAAUGGCUCGAUACAUCCUCGAAGCGCCAAACUGCUGGCAUCCAUUCCACUUGCCUAUGUACGCGUACCGGCCCCAAGUCGAGAUGACUGCUGCUGGCGAGGAGACUAGCGAACAAUUUGCCACUCUGGCGACUACCUGGAACCCCACUAAUUUUCAGCACCGCCGAAACGAAACCCACGCUUACCUGAACUGGGAAACGCUGACCGGCGGCCCAGACGGCGAGGAGCUCGCGCUCCGCAUCCGUGACUUCAUACAUACCAAGUUCCAAGCCGUGCAGCUGCCGCGCUUCAUCAAGUCCGUUACAGUCCACGACUUCCAGUUCGGCUCUAUACCGCCCCGGGUCACUCUGAAGGAUAUUUGUGACCCACUGCCAGACUUUUACGAAGAAAUGCCAGAAGCGGAUGAGCUGGACGAGGAAGACGAGGAGGACAGCGAUGAGCCCGAUGUGAGAGAAGGGGCCGGAGGCGGCGCGGGAGACGACGGCGUGCCGGAUGCCAUCAAAGCCGCUGAAAGACGGCGCAGGGACGAGCUCAGGAGGCGGCUGGGCGGCAACGACAGCGGUGCUGCAGGCAGAGGCAGCCGGAGUGGCAGCCCAGCCCCGGGGAUCGGGAUCCCGGACCACCAUGGCAACUUCCCGCCGCACAUCCACACGGCCGGCCUUCGCAGCGCCCCGGGCACCCCGGAUCUCAGCUCGCCCUUCCUGGGCCUCGGCGUCUCGACCCCGGGCAUCCCCGGCGGCACCGCCAACAUGCACUACUUCCCUUCGCACAUCGCGACGGGCUGGUCAGGCACCCAGACGCCGCUGGCCGCCGUCGCGGGUGCGCAGCACCUGAACGGCUGGCUGGAGUCCGGCGGCGGCUCGUCGUCGUACCCGCAGUCGCCCUCAUCGCCGGGCGGCUACGGCAGCUGGAGCGGGCGCGGCCACAACCGGAACCCGUCGCAGAGCUCCAUCAGCCUCCAGGACUUCCCGACGUCGGCGCAGCCCCAGUCGCAGCCGCCGCUGCGGGAGAAGCACAGCGUGUCGACGCUGGCCCCGACGUCGGUCGGCACGUCGCGGCCCCCGACCCGGGACGCCUCGGCGCUGAUGGGGAACGCCAUCGACGAGGAGUACGGCGGCGAAGACGGCGGAGCGCGCGAGCAGGGCGAGGAUGAGGAGGCCCGCAGCUUCCGCGAGCCCCGCGUCGAGGACAUGCAGGCCGUCUUCCGCAUCCGCUACGCCGGCGACAUUAAGCUGAUGCUCACGGCCGAGAUCCUGCUCGACUACCCCAUGCCCAGCUUCGUGGGCAUCCCCGUCAAGCUCAACAUCACCGGCCUGUCGUUCGACGGCGUUGGCGUCGUCGCGAAUAUCAGGAAGAGAGUCCAUUUCUGCUUUUUGAGUCCUGAAGACGCCGUGGCUGCCGUGGGCGAGGACGACGACGAAGACGAAGAUGCCGAGGGCGUCCAGGGGGCCGGCGACAAGCGGAGCAGUGGGCGCAUGGGCGGACUUCUCCAAGAAAUCAGGGUCGAGAGCGAGAUAGGCCAGCGGGAGGGCACGAAGCAGAGCCUCAAGAACGUCGGCAAGGUCGAGCGGUUUGUGUUAGAGCAGGUCAGGAGGAUAUUCGAGGAAGAAUUCGUCUACCCGAGUUUCUGGACCUUUCUGGUGUAA